AUGAGCGUGGUCACGCCAGGCCCCACGCACGUGCUGCACCGCGGCGGCGCGGCCAGCUCGGCGGCGGCGGGGCGCGCCCGCGCCGGCUGGGGCGGGGCGCCCGCCUCGCUGCGGCUGGGCCCGCCCGCCGGCGCCGAGGGCGCGCAGGUGUCCUUAGAACCGCUCACGCAGUUAGAAUGCACCGUGAACGCGCUGCCUCCAGCCAUCGUAGCGAGGAUUUCCGCCAAGGUGCGGGGACGUGGAGACUCGCUCGUCGAGGCGGCGCUCCUGCAGCAGCUCCAGGCCCGCCGGGCGCACCGCGCGCGCGCCGCGCGCCCCGCCGAGCCGGAGCAGCCGCGGCCCGGCGCCCCGGCGCCGCCCGACGGUGCAGCGCGCGGCGGCACGGAGGCCGCCGCUGUGCAGGCGCAGCCCGCGCACGGGGCGCCCGCGGAGGCAGGCACCUCGGCGGGCGCCGGUGCGCCCGAGGCGCCCGUCGGCGCGUGCGGCGUGGCCGCCGCGGCGGUCGCCGCGGCGCGGGCGCGGCUCGCGCCCGAGGCGUCCGCGGAGUGGUGCCGGGCCUGCGAGGUGCUGCGCGCCUGCGAGGGGGACAUCUGGCCCGAGGCGGCCGCCGUGGGGCAGGCGUUCAACUCCAUGCACGUGGGCGAGCAGGCCGCCACCUCCGUCUUCGCCCUCGGCCACCUCAUCGCCUGCGGCGAGGGGCGCCGGGGGCUCAAGUGGCGGUGGCGCGGCGUAGCGGAGCACCCGCACUUCGAGGGGCGCGCCGGGGCCAGCGAGUGGCCCGAGGCGGAGAACGCCCUCUUCUGCCACAGCUCGGACUGCUGGUUCCCCACGGAGGACGGCUCCGGGCGCGUGCUCUCUGGGCCCUCCUGGCGCGUGGAGGCCCUGUGGACGUGGGUGUGGCAGGAGAACGCCGCUGGGCUGCAGCACCUGGUGGUGGCGUCCUCGCCGGCGAGGGGCGCUGCCGCUUGCGCCUCCGGCGUGGAGCAUGCCGCGCUAGCGACCCUGGUCGCCGCGGUCGGGGUGCUCCGCGUCGGGGGCGUGCUGCUCCAGACCGUGGCCCCCGACAGCCCCGAGCUCGAGGUGCUCGCCGCGCUGUGCGCCGUGCUCUUCGAGCGCUGCGAGGUCGUGGCGCCGAGGCUGGGCGGCCCGGAGGUGUGCCUCGUCGGCGCCCGCUUCCGCGGCACCGCGCCCGCCCUGCUGCAGGCGCUCGUGGUGUCCGUGCGCAGGGCGCUCUCGGGGAGGCAGGCAGACGUCCUGUCGCCGGAGUGGGUGCGUGAGCUGCGGCUGCCGAACGUGGCACGCUGGGCGCUGCAGCAGCGGGACGGGCUGCAGAGCUCUCUGGUGCCGCUGGGGCCUCAGGCCACCCCGAGCCCGACCCCGCCCGAGGCGGAGGCGUACCUCUCCUACCUCGGGCUGCGGCGCAUCCCGGAGCAGCGCCACCUGCUCUGGAGCUGCUGGCCGGACUUCCUGCGGAGGGAGGCCGGCCGCGGCUCCGGCGGCCGGGGUCCGUCGCCAGAGAGGCCGCGGGGGCUGCAGCGGCACGCCCAGCUCGCCUCCUGGGGGGAGCCGGGGCUGCAGGAGCAGCGGAGGAGCCGGUGGCGGGAGGCGGAGGCGCACGCAGCCUCUCCGGGGCCAGCCGCCAAGAGGAGGCGGCUCGAGCCGGCGGCGGGCCCGCGGGCGCGCGACGAGGCGGCCGGCUCCUGCACCGGCGGCAGCGCCCGCAGAGACGGCCGCGGCCCGGCCCCGGGCGACGGCGCGGCAGCGCCGUGGUUCCACCUGGACGCCGAGGUGUUGUCGCACCGCGCGCUGCUGAGGUCACUCAAGCCUGGCGACGCGGCGGUGCAGGUCGCACAGAGCAACUGGUGGCGGAGUUCUCUGGCUCUCGAACCCUGGGCCUUCUGGAGCUCACCGUUCGCGUCGCCGCAGAAGCUCAGGGCGCUCAUCGUGGCGCGAUCUCGCGCUCCGUCUUGGCCUCCCGAGCGCCACCCGAUGGACAUGAUGCCUGCGCUGGAGGACGACGAGCUGCCGCCCGCGGUGGUCGUUGCUCUCGUGGACGUGAUGUCGAGAUGCCUGCCGGAGCGCCUCGCUGGACGGGCACAUGCACAGCCCGGGCCUCAUCCCGCAGCCCUCGAGUACAGGCGGGGGCUGCACGUCGUGGCCGUGGAGCCAGAAGCCGCCCGCGGGCUGCAGGCCCAUUCGUGGCUCACGCGCAGGAUGGGCGUGCGCACGACGCAGGCGUGCGCCUGGGGCUCGCGGACGCCUGCGCAGUCCGCCGAGGAGCUCGUGCAGGGCUGCCUGAGGCAGGCGGGCCUGGAAGACCCCGUGCGGGACGGCCCCGGCCCCGUCGACCUGGUGGUCGUGGAGGCGCCGCCGCCCGAGGGCGAGGCGGGGCGCGAGGUGGCGUGGGCGGAGCUGGACGCGGACGCCAAGCUCCUCGUGGUCGCCUCCGUGCUCGUGGGUCUGCGGGCGCUCGCCGCGGGAGGCGACCUCCUGGUGCAGCUGCCGAGCCUGUACACGCGCUUCCUCGCGGGGCUCGUGGUCCUCCUGGCGUCCGGCUUCGACCGCGUCACCGUGGUCCGGCCCGGGUCCAUGCCGGCCUGGUGGGGGCAGCGCUGGCUCGUCUGCAACAGGUUCGCUGCGUCUGACCAGAGCAAGCCCCGCGCAGCAGGUCUGCAGAAGCUGCUCGCGACGCUCUGGGAUCGGCUGAGGGCGCUGCCGGCUGGCGAGACGUUCAUGCAGGUGGUGCCCGCGUCGCUGUUGUGCACGGGUUCGGGCAGGGCGCUGGGCUUCUUUUGCCAAGCGAAUGAUGAAGUAAUCGAUGCUGAGCUGGAGUUCUGGUCAAGCAGUUCUGCCUCAUCCGAGCCGGUCAGCGAGUGUCCUGAAAGAAGCAGGCAGCAUGUGCUGUUCCAUCUAGCACGGUCUGGUCUGAAGCCCUGGCUGUUUUUCUUCUCCGAGGAUGGGCGGCGUUCGGAGCGCGCCAGGGUAGGCCUGUAUUUCGGCACCUUCGACCCCCUGCACGAGAACCACUUCCGCAUGGUCCUCUGCGCGCUGAGCGCGUGCGGUCUCUCACGGGUUGUGCUGGUGCCGAACCAGAGCGGGAACCCGUACAAGCCACAGGCGUCCUCGUUGCAGGGCCGCAUUGAUUGCAUCCGCGCUCGCAUCCUGGAGGCCGAGGCCACAGAGCAGGUGCGACCGGGCCAGAUCUCGGCUCGGCUGGUCGAGGGCGCGAACAACUGGCCGCAGCGGGAGGGCGUCGCGAGGGCCCUGGAGCGGGAGGAGCUCGCAGAGACCACCACCGCCGUCGAGGUGCUCCUGCUGCUGGGCGAGGACUCCCUCGACAAGGCGCUGCGGGAGGGCGCAGGGAAGCACAAGAACACAGGGAUCUUCCAGCUCAAGCUGCAGCCCCGCCGCCUGCUCGUGUUCCCGCGCGGCGGCGGCGGCCCCGCGAUCCGGGAGCGCCUCCCAGACUUCCUGCGGUCCUUGGCCGAGGUGGCGCCGUACCAGGACCUGGUGCCGGGGCUGAGCUCUGGGUCGCUCCGAGACAGGCUACGGCCCGGCGGCGCGGAGCCUCCGGCGGACUGGCUGCACCCUGCGGCGCGGAGCUCGGUGUGGAGGCUCUGGCGCGGCCGCCUGCCGGGCGGCCCAGGGCUGCCCACGGCCGCGGCGCCGUGCGGUCCGCCGCGGUCCCUGGGCGGCUGCCUUGCGGCCGCGGCGCCGCCGGUGCACGGCGGGGGCGUGGCUGGGGCGGACCCGAGGCUGCACUACGCCAGCCAGCGGGGCCAGUCGGCGGACGAGCGGCUCCGCUCGCUGUCGGUGCGGCUGCGGAACUUCAAUUCCUUCGCGAAGGCGGUGCUGCUGGAGCGGCACCUCGGGGAGGUCCGCGAUCGGCUGCCCAGCGGUGAGGGGCGCCUGGCGGUCCUGGACCUCGGUUGCGGCCGGGGCGGUGACCUCAAGAAGAUGGUGAACUGUGGCGUCGCCAGCUACUGCGGUGCCGACGUCUCCGAGGCCUCCCUGCACGAGGCCGUGCGGCGCGUGGGCGGCCUGCUUCGCGACAGCGGCCGGUUCAGGCACGGGCUGCUGGGCGGAGGCGGGGCCCUGCCGCUGCGGGAGGUGUCGCUGCUGCGCGCCGACUGCUGGAGGGAGGACGUGGCGCUGCUGCUGGACGCCGCCGGGCACGGCACCGCGCGCCUGCAGGGCGAGGGGAGGGCGUGGUUCCACCUCGUGUCCUCGCAGAUGGCGUGCCACUACGCCUUCGAGUCUAGGGAUCAGGGGGGGGAGAGUCUACUUCGCCGAGCGCGGUCCACUGUUUGCAGAGCUGCCUACUCGCAAAACGCGAGAAAAUGCACAUGUUCCCCUUGA
Prorocentrum cordatum is the source of this 4359-nucleotide messenger RNA. Lineage: Eukaryota; Dinophyceae; Prorocentrales; Prorocentraceae. The record is from the annotation of a GenBank genome assembly.